Molecule: messenger RNA, 2401 nt
Organism: Stegostoma tigrinum
Lineage: Eukaryota; Metazoa; Chordata; Chondrichthyes; Orectolobiformes; Stegostomatidae
Gene: hmg20b
Product: high mobility group 20B
Exons: 11
Coding region: 249-1244 (331 amino acids)
Biological process (GO): regulation of gene expression
Cellular component (GO): nucleus
Source: RefSeq, a predicted model, not a curated record
UGUUUGAGAAGCACCUCUUUCCAGCGGAGGAGAAGUUGCCGAGGGGCCAGAGGUUGAAAUUGAAGGGGUCUUUGCUCGUUUAUUUAGAGAAAGAAAAUUUCAAAAUUCUCCUCGGAUGAUGGCGAAUUAAUAAGUUUUGGAAAAGUAAUAUUCCCUGUGAUAUGGUGUUGGUCUGGUCAUUUAAGUAGCUGUUGAUAUCUACUCCUGGUGACUGAACCUUCAGAGGCUGUAUAUGUGAUUGUCCUGUAAUGACCUCACAAAGUGUUAAAGAAUCAGUUGUCAUGGCUGGGACCCUUGUUUCUAAAGCUUUCAAUCACAAUGGAGUAUUGCAGACUGUUAUUAAACAAGAAGCUAUUGAGAAUUCCAAAAGUCAGUCAUCUCAGAAGCAAUCUGACAAAAAUGUGUCAGGGGGUACAAAUAAUGGUGAAGAAGAGCAACGUGUCGUGAAAAAGCGGGGCUGGCCAAAAGGAAAGAAAAGGAAGAAAGUUUUACCUAAUGGUCCCAAAGCACCUGUGACUGGGUAUGUCCGAUUUCUGAAUGAGCGUCGAGAGCAAAUUCGUAUGCAGCAUCCAGACUUGCCAUUCCCAGAAAUCACACGCAUGCUUGGAAAUGAAUGGAGCAAACUUCCUGCUUUAGAAAAACAGCAUUAUUUGGAUGAAGCAGAAAAGGACAAGCAACAGUACCUGAAGGAACUUAAAGAAUUUCAGCAAACUGAGGCCUAUAAACUGAGUACAGAAAAAAUCCAGGAAAAGAAACUAAAGAAGGAAGAGCUGUGGCCAGGAGUUAAUGGUCCAGUCCCCAAGGCAUCUGAUGAGUCACCAGACAGGAUUUCCAUGUUUGACACCCCCAUUUUUACAGAGGAAUUCCUUGACCAGACCAAAGCUCGUGAAUCAGAAUUACGGAAGUUAAGAAAGUCAAAUGUGGAAUUUGAAGAGCAGAAUGUUAUCUUACAAAAACACAUAGAGACUAUGAAUAAUGCCAAAGAGAAACUCGAACAGGAGUUGGCACUGGAAGAGAGACAAACACUGACAUUGCAGCAUCAGCUACAGGCAGUACGCAAGGCCCUGACUGCCAGCUUUGCUUCGAUUCCCAUUCCAGGUACUGGAGAAACACCAACAGAAGGAACGCUUGAUACAUACAUGGCCAAACUCCACAAUAUCAUUGGGAGCAGUCCCAUUGAAUAUGAAAAAUUAGUUGGAAGAGUGCAGGAGAUCAUCAACCAGCUAGAUAGUGAUAAGUUAUGAAGAUGGGAAGAAAUGUUAAAGUGCAAAAUAACCAUAUCCAUGGUAUUGCAUCAGAGGCGGGCCGCAAUUUGUUGGAUUUUUAAAAAUAGCUAGUUUCCACCAGAGACUGUUGAUAAAUUUAUGCAAAAUGUUAACAUUUUAUUAUCCUUAUGACUGUUGCACAUAUUUGAUCUACUGGUUUUGAUAAUCCUAAAAUCUAAUGGGAUAUUUCUGAUUUGAAGGGUCUUGCUCCGUCUUGCAUGCAUGUUCAAAAUGUUUGAAUACCUUUUAAUAUAUGCUAAACUAGUGUAUGAAUUGAAUUAUGUGCAAAGACAGAGACUUCAAGCUAUCACAGCCAGGAGGUUCUACAUUUAAAUGAAUUAUUUUCUGUCUGAUUUCUAAAUAGUUGCUGGUAUUUUGUACAACCGAAGGCUUGAGCGUUACAUUUUUACUUGAUGCAGUAAUGAUCUUACUGUUUGUUUAUCUUUUAGUAUUGUUUUCAAACACUAUUUUUAAAUAAAAUGCAUUAUUUUCCGGUGCAAAAAUUGCUAGACACAAAAUGUCAGCAACCAUUUAUAGUAUUUUACACCAAUAUAAGUAAUAUAUUCUGGACAAUAACAUGAAAUGAAAGUAUUGGAUUGUAUGAAUUUGUUCGGAAUCUGAGAUACGGUCAGGAGUUAGAAAUUCUAUUGCAUUUUAUUAGUUAAGAUUACAUCCCAUAAAAUGUAAGGGAAUGUGUAUAGUACAAGACCUGGGGAACACGCCUCCUCGAGCAAACAAUUCCACUAUAGAAUUUCUUUAUUGCACUUGGUAUGAAAAUGCUGCAGUUCUUUUUUUUUUAAAAGUUACCUACACAUAGGUUGUAAAUUGUAAACAUUUCUGUGCUCUGUACUAAUCAAAAUUGAUCCAGUUAAUAUCUGCAAUAUAUACAUUUUAAUUACAUUAAUUCAGUAAAUUAUUUGAGGUGACAUUAGAGUAUUGACAAUUAAUUCAUGAUAGAGGAAUAGAAUUAUUUUUCAUGUAUUCAUGUUUUUGUGACUUUUACUGGUGGUUGAAAUUUGUGAAACAGAGCUAUGCUAGUGAAGUCUUUUUGAAUACUACUGUUCGUAUAAACCUAAUAAAAAUUGUAUGGUAAAAUCAGUGUACUCAAAUAAAUAUAUUUGCAUUACAUCCGUUCU